Suricata suricatta (meerkat) is the source of this 873-nucleotide messenger RNA. RefSeq names its product translocase of inner mitochondrial membrane 17B (gene TIMM17B). The transcript is spliced from 6 exons. Gene Ontology annotation, cellular component: TIM23 mitochondrial import inner membrane translocase complex; mitochondrial inner membrane. The record is from RefSeq and is a predicted model, not a curated record. Lineage: Eukaryota; Metazoa; Chordata; Mammalia; Carnivora; Herpestidae. Bases 84 to 602 code for a protein of 172 amino acids. Gene Ontology annotation, biological process: protein import into mitochondrial matrix. Gene Ontology annotation, molecular function: transmembrane protein transporter activity.
AAGCUCGGGCUCCUGUGUGCAAUUACAGUGGGGGCGUGGGCCGGCCGGGCUUUAGCCAGACUGCACGGCCGGACGCCGGCGCCAUGGAGGAGUACGCUCGGGAGCCUUGUCCAUGGCGAAUUGUGGACGAUUGCGGUGGAGCCUUCACUAUGGGCGUCAUCGGUGGUGGAGUUUUCCAAGCCAUCAAGGGCUUCCGCAACGCCCCUGUCGGAAUACGGCACCGUUUGAGAGGUAGUGUCAACGCUGUGAGGAUCCGAGCCCCCCAGAUUGGAGGUAGCUUUGCGGUGUGGGGGGGCCUGUUCUCCACCAUUGACUGCGGCCUGGUGCGGCUGCGGGGCAAGGAAGAUCCCUGGAACUCCAUCACCAGUGGAGCAUUGACUGGGGCUGUGCUGGCUGCCCGCAGUGGCCCAUUGGCCAUGGUGGGCUCAGCAAUGAUGGGGGGCAUCCUGCUGGCCCUAAUAGAGGGUGUUGGCAUCCUCCUCACUCGCUACACUGCCCAGCAGUUCCGCAAUGCACCCCCGUUCCUGGAGGACCCCAGCCAGCUGCCCCCUAAAGAGGGUACCCCCGCCCCAGGCUAUCCCAGCUAUCAGCAGUACCACUGAGGAGGUGACUGCCUCUCAUCACCACCAUGGGAGCUCUUCCUCCGUUCCCUCCCCGGUGAUCUACCUCGAAGGGAGGGCUGGCUCCCAGUUGGCCCUGGGACCCUCCAGAGAGGGCUUCUACUCUGCUUCCUUGUCCCAGGGUGGGGGUGCUGCCCUGACGGAUGGGUCCCCUUCUCAGGGCACCCAACCCCAUACUCACAUGUAACAAGUUCUCACCCCAUCCCCUUUUCGUGGCGCCCUGAUGAGUAUUUAAAGUCAGUUUUGAAAUGCC